AUGGCUGAGAAGCACGACUGUGAAGACCCCACGCCGCAGACGCUGUCAUGGUUCCGACUUGUAGUUGAUCAGGCUCGAGUCACAGAGGAAGUAUUGAAUUAUCCAUAUCCCGGUUCCGGCACCGAAGAAGAUCCCUAUCUCGUCAAUUACAUACCCAAUGACCCGGGCAAUCCGUUCAAGUGGUCGCAAGGCAGGCGGUGGAUCACCUCCCUGAUCGUGGCGACGGAAGUGCUGGCGACGGCUUUUGCAUCGAGCGCGUUCAGCGGAACCCUACGCGAGCUCAUUAUCGAUCUUGGCGCCAGCACAGAGCUCAUCACGGCCGGUAUAUCCCUCUUCGUGCUCGGUUUCGCCGUCGGGCCACUCUUGUGGGCACCGCUGUCGGAACUCUAUGGCAGGCAGAUAAUCUACAUCAUCAGCUUCGGCGGGUUCACAGCCUUCUGUGGUGGCUGUGCCGGCGCCAAUGACAUUGGAACACUCCUCGUCCUGCGCUUCUUCGCUGGAGCCUUUGGCUCGUCGCCAUUCACCAAUGCCGGCGGCGUCAUUGCAGAUGUCUUCCCGGCGGCCGAGAGGGGGUUGGCCAUGGGCAUCUUCGCCCUGGCGCCCUCGAUGGGCCCUACGCUGGGGCCAUUCUGCUCGGGGUUUCUCGCCGAGAACCAAGGAUGGCGGUGGGUGAUGGGUCUCUUGACGAUUUUCGCCGGCGUCAUGUGGAUUCUCGGGGCGCUCCUUGUGCCCGAGACCUACGCGCCGGUCAUCCUGCGGAAGAGGGUCGCGAAGCUGUCCCAAAUGACCGGCAAGGUAUACAUGUUGGAAGCAGACAAAGGGAAAGGAGCUCCGUCACUGAGGUCUCUUCUGCCGACCGCUCUGAUUCGGCCGUGGAUUUUGCUAUUCAAGGAGCCGAUUGUUCUGCUACUGUCGCUCUAUAUCGCCAUUGUCUACGGUACCCUGUAUCUCCUAUUUGGUGCGUACCCGAUCGUAUUUCAAGAAGUCCGUGGAUGGUCAGAGGGCGUUGGAGGACUUCCCUUCCUCGGCGUCGCGGUUGGCAUGAUUGCCGGGAUCGUCUUCGGCAGCUGGGCCAACAAAUGGUACACGCACGAGGCCGCGGAACACGGCGGCGUCGCUCCGGCCGAGGCUCGAUUGCCCCCAGCCAUGUACGGCGCGUGGGCGAUCCCCCUUGGAUUGUUCUGGUUCGCCUGGACCAACUACCCAUCCAUCCACUGGAUCUCGCCCGUCCUGGCCGGCGUGCCAUUCGGUUUUGGCUUCAUGGUCAUCUUCCUGGCCGUCACCAACUACCUGAUCGACGCGUACACCAUCUUCGCCGCCUCCGUGCUGGCGGCCAACACCGUUCUCCGAUCGCUCUUCGGCGCCGCGUUCCCGCUCUUCACGCCAUACAUGUUCGACAACUUGGGGAUCCACUGGGCGAGCUCGAUCCCGGCGUUCCUGGCCCUGGCGUGCGUGCCCUUCCCCUUCAUCUUCCGCAAGUACGGCGCCCAGAUCCGCAGUCGCUGCGUUUACGCCGCGCAAGCCGAGGUCAUCAUGGCCGAGCUCCGUGCAAAGGCUGCCCGAGCCGACGACCACCACGUUGGUGCGGCGUCAUCAGAGUCAUCCGAAGACGAAGAGUCUGUUCGGAGAUCGUCGAGCAGGACCGAUUCGGAGUCAGACCGAGACCUCGCAAAAUCGUCCGAACCACAGUUCGAGCCCAUCAAGACAAGGAAGUCAUUUGCGUCCGAGGUGAGCGCGUCGUUGUCGAGGGUCAGGUCCAAGGCCGGCAGCAUCAGCGAGGCUGCCAACUACAACGCCAGUCCCUACGAUAUCGACAGGGUCAACACGUCGACGUCCCUGGCUGGACUUGAUCUGACGAGGACAAGGACAAAUCGCUCUGGCAAUUAA
Fonsecaea multimorphosa CBS 102226 is the source of this 1887-nucleotide messenger RNA. RefSeq lists its product as uncharacterized. NCBI's taxonomy places the organism in Eukaryota, Fungi, Ascomycota, Eurotiomycetes, Chaetothyriales, Herpotrichiellaceae. Bases 1 to 1887 code for a protein of 628 amino acids. The record is from RefSeq and is a predicted model, not a curated record. Gene Ontology annotation, biological process: transmembrane transport. The transcript has 3 exons. Gene Ontology annotation, molecular function: transmembrane transporter activity.